Messenger RNA from Pundamilia nyererei, 1732 nucleotides. RefSeq names its product cilia- and flagella-associated protein 61-like. NCBI's taxonomy places the organism in Eukaryota, Metazoa, Chordata, Actinopteri, Cichliformes, Cichlidae. The coding region runs from base 31 to 1206 and encodes 391 amino acids. The transcript has 7 exons. The record is from RefSeq and is a predicted model, not a curated record.
CUCUUCACCCUCAACGACCUCCACGACUGCAUGGCUGCUCGCCGCUGGCUCUGUGCCAACUUUUUGGAGCUGGAGGAUAACGCCAUCGUCUACGGAAACAACAUCGACAUCUACACCACCGUAGAGACUCUGCUGAGCCUCGGCAUUCGUGGAUCUCGUAUCCAUCUUGUCCUCUUGCCUCCUGUGCCAGGCGUCUCCAGCUUCUUGGACUCAUCUGUAGAAAAAGCCGCGGCGAUGGCCAUGGAGAACGCCAUGGUCCAGAUCCACCGUAACUGUGUGCUGGCCCAGUUUAACAAUGGCAAACAACCCGACCCGCUCACAUCGGCAUCGUUUACCACUGAUGCAGAGCCUCUCCAUCUGCAGUGUGGAGUGUUCAUCAACCUCUCCAAUAAAGGAGUCGACUAUGACGCCUUCAACAGCUUCAACAAGUCCUUCCUGGUAUUUGAUGGCAGGCUUGUCAUAAACUCCAGCUUCAGAACCACCAAUUCGUCCAUUUGGGCUGCCGGGCCUCUCACCAAAUUCUCCCGCCGUUACUACAUAGAUGAGUGGACACAUGCCAACUUUAACUCCAAGGAAGUGGGCCAGGACCUGGCAGCCAUGAUGCUGCCCCUGUUUGAUCCAACCGUGGAGCCUGCUGAGGCGCCUCCACCUGAAACAGAUCGUCUGGUACUGCUGUACAAGCAGGCCAAGAUUCAAGGUGGUAAGCUUCCUGGAGGAUAUCACUACCUGCAUGUGACCAAACCAUCUCCAACAGACCUGACAGGCCCUAAAGUUAAACAGUUACAGGACAGAGCAAUUGUGACGGGACAGCCGGAGAGAGGCGACUACUUCUGCUUGCAUCUUGACUGCUAUGAGCUUGUGGAGGCGCUCACCUGCUUGUCCCUGAAGCCUCUCCCCGUCUCCAAUUACCUGAGUCUCUACAUGAAACAUCAGCAGCUGCUGGGCCAGCUGCUGAACUGCUACCAGCAGGGCCUGAUCCCUGAUCUGUACAGUUUCUUCACACAGAGCAGCUGUUUGGCCGUUUUCCACGACAGAUUCUCCGAUUUAGAGCAGGAGCUUCAGCAGACCCUCAAACUCAAGGACCUCUGCCCUCCGGACCAAUUGAAAGACGAGGACAGUCGAGCGGCUCUGAGGAGCAGUGCUGUGAAGUAUCUGAGUUACAACCGAAACCUGCUGCCCAUGUUCGCCUGCCCGGGCCAGCUCUGACCUCACGCCUGUUAAAAUACUAAAACAAAUCAGACUCUGUUUGAGGUGUGGUAACUGGUUUAUAUUGUGUAUGUGUCACUGGAUACCUCCAAUCAUUUGAGCUGGCUCAGGAAUGCUGUGGAGACACUGUGUCUGCUAUGUGUAAAUAUAUUAUUAUAUCAGAUCUUUAGAGUCCUGGAGAAAUUUUUAAAAUCAGCAGCUCAGCACAAAAACACAGUCAGGAGUCACAUGACAUUUUUUAGUCCUGUUAUGUUCAGAGAAAGCAAACAGACAGUCAGCGUCUCCAAACUGGAUUACUCACACCAAAACACUGAUUAACACUACUGAUUUGUUUUCCAUCAAAUGGUUAAAAAAUAUGUGUUUUCUUAGAUUGCUUCGAUUAAUCAAUAUAAUCCAAAAAUUUUCCAUCAAAUAAAUGUUAUUUUAAUUGUUUUCAGAGAUAGAGAGAGAGAGUGGUCUAAUCCAGUAAAACUUUCUUUGUGUAAGAGUUCUGGCUAACUUUUAACGUCAUUACCAUUAAAUUAAU